Molecule: messenger RNA, 2980 nt
Organism: Heteronotia binoei (common prickly gecko)
Lineage: Eukaryota; Metazoa; Chordata; Lepidosauria; Squamata; Gekkonidae
Exons: 6
Coding region: 140-1234 (364 amino acids)
Source: RefSeq, a predicted model, not a curated record
ACUUUAAAUUGUACCCUGAAGCAGGUGGAGGGCCAGUAUGGAUCUUGCAUUACCUGGGUGAUACCAUCCCUAUAUCCCACAUCUGGCUGCCACAUUUUAGACCAGCUGGAGUUUCUGCACUGUUUUCAAAGGCAGCCGUAUGCAGACUUUGCUUCUCUUCCACCUGUGUCCCUGUGGAUCGAUGGCUCCCCCACUCACAGUGAGAGCCGAGACUGUCACUUCCCUCAGAUUCUCUACCCCAGUUAUGGGGAGUUUAGGAUCCAUCGCCCCCGUCAUCAUCAUGAUCCUUCUGCUGCUUCUCUGCUCCCCCUUCAGAAGGAAAAAAAGGCAAUUAUCAACCAGAACUUUCAAGAAGGACUCAGCUUCAUCAGAACUCCUCAGUAUAACUAAAUUAGAGGAUGGGCAGAGUCUGCAAGAGAUACCUCUUGAAGAUGGAUCAUUGCACAAAGGUCAUUCUUUGUCCAGUAACUCAGGUGAGAGCCAAACAAAUGGUUGCAUCGCAUACUCUCUGCCAGAAAACUCUCCAAAACAUCCAGGCAUGACAAACCCAAAUCACCAAAAGAGAGGGAACCCCGAAAUGACAGAUCUAGAACAUCCGAUAAGUUUGGGUCUGCAAGCAUUAUGUUUGAAUGCAACCGUCCCAGGCUCCUUGCAGUUCAGGAAGCUCCCCAUGAUUCCACGGGAGGAAGAAGACAUAUCCAGAACAGAGCCUCUGAAUCCAUGCAUGGAUGGCCAAGUUUAUGAAAGCAUCACAGAUGAAGAAAGGAAAUUGUUUUCUGAGGACUGGUCAAAAGGGCAGGAAAGCUCUGGCUUGCUAUCCAAGAGCUCAAGCUGUGCUACAGUGGGGUUAGCAGAAUCUGGCGGGAAAGAGAGCAGAACUGCAGAGGUAAAGGGCAUGCAUUCACAGUCUGGUGAUGCAUCAGUACUAUUGACAGUGACCCUCGAGAACAAUGAGUCACAUCUGCAGCUGCAGGAAUUGACAUGUGAACGAGAUGCUCCUACUGAAUCUGACUCUGAAAUAGAAAAGAAGCUACGGGCAAUGUAUGCUCGAGUGUGCAAAAAACCCAAGACAGAGCAGCAGUGUCAGCCGGCAAACCAUGACAAGCCUACAGAAGAAGGAGAGGAAGAACCGCCACCCAUCCCGGAAAAACAUUUUGAUGAUCUCUAUGAAAGCAUUGAACUGGAGAUGCAGGGAAGUGAAACGCCAAGCAUCAUAACCCCACCAGAUGCAUGAACCAAGGCACGGGGAAACUGACAAAGUUCAACCCUAGGUCAAGGCUUUUUCUAGGCCUUGCAGGGGGGCACAGAGCCUUAUUUGGUGCAAAAAAAAAGCAUCCCAGGAGCCAGACUCUUUUCUGUUGCUGGUCCCUGAGGGGCUCCGGUGACCAUUCUAGAAAGGCGGUGGUGCAUCGGAUCCUGGCAGCUCUGCAAAAUGAUGCAACAUAGUGACUCUUCUGUGUUUACAGAAGUACCCCCUUCUUCUGCCAGAAUCAAAUACACACCUAGCAUGUGAUAAUUGCUUUGAGAUGGGGCAAUGUUGUGCAUUCUGCUCGUCUUGAGGGGAUAAGGCUAUUCCUGGCUGCAGGCGGGAGCCAGCUCGGCAGCAAUUCCUUGAGAGAGCAGCACAUCUGAAGCAAAUUAGGGAAAACAAGAAGAAAUAUGACUUUCUGACAUGCUCAGAUCACUGGAGUACACUGUCUCCCUGCACCUGUAACUUCAUUGUUCUCUAAAAGUUGUGACUUAUUAAUGGGAGACAUUCAUAUCUGCCAGAUUUUCCUUGUCCCCUCUCUGUCUUUCCUGCAGUGGAUUUGGAACAAAUUACCUUUGUGGGAUCCACUUUUGAACUUGAUUCAGAUAGAUCAUUGCAGAAUGCUUUGUAAAUUUAGAAGUGUUGAAGUCUGGGGAUAUUAUUGAAGUAUUCAGGAGAGUAAAAUGUAAAGCAGACUGAAUUCCAGAAGGUUUCUCUCCCUUCGCCUGAGUGCCUACAUUAGAGAAUGGCCAAUAAGAUUCAUGCACAUUUGGGGAAAAUAAUUCUAGGUAUGAUCUUCAGGAGGUAGAAAGCACUGAAGACAUCAACUUCUUAUCUUGCCAUAAAAAUAGCAAAUAAAGUGAUAGGAAGAAGUACUGAAAACAGUAACUUUCAGUACAUUUUCAGGUUGUAUGUGUGUGUAUGCAAUUCUGCUUGGUCCACCACUUGAGGGGGCAAAGAUAAAACUGGAGAAAGUGGAAAACGAAGAAUCAUUGGCCACUAAAGUGAUCCAAAGAAUGAAGUGCCUUUCUUUUCAAGAGGGGAGGCAUGGGAAAGAGUCAGGAUCCAUGAGCUUUGUCCAGUGGGAGUUCUCUUCAAGCUUAUAUUUCCAUGCUCUCAAACUUUGCCUCACAGUCACAAGGUCUGCACAUUUUCCAUUUAAAAGAAACUGAUUAUCAGCAAUGUUAUUGGUAUGUAUUUGCCCAAUAUAUAUAUAUUCUUAAUCAUGAGGCUUUGUAUGAAGUGAACACAGAUAUAGAGUUGGUGCAGCAAUAUUUGGUACAGUGCUGGAGAUCGGAACUCUAGUCUCAUUUGAACCACAUUCUUAACCUCUGUUCCCAUCUGUAAAAUGGGCAGUCUGGAAACCUGCCUUGCAGCACUGUUCUGGACACACAUGGCUUUGUUUUUGCAUCUCUGCCAUUUGUUUUCAGUGACCCAGGCUCAGGAGAACUUCCUGGUGGAUUUUGCCAAUGGUGAGAAAAUAGAUGUUACAAGAGGGCCCGAGCUUGUAGAUCUCAGUAAACUACACACACAAUCAUCCUUUCUGCAUCACGAUGAUCCUUCCUUGGUGUUGUGUCCACUAUCAGCCAUAAGCAGAAUUAUAUUGGUCUUUCUGGAGAUGGCAUUCUUAAAGCUGCCUCAUCUUAGCAUACUGAGAUAAGAUGUGUAUGAAACUCUUAACAUUUUGGGGUUCAAUGUUAUCCUUUUUCAUAAUAAAAAAAUCAGUUUCAA